AACAUGUUUACCCCACCGAAAGAGGGUUUGCCCAACAUGAUUGAAACCGCGCUCAGGAUGAGGAGGGAAGAACAAGCUCGUCAAGUGGUCCUCGCCUGGGCUGUUCUAAACGUGACCCUGGCUGGCAUGAUUUACACAGAAAUGUCUGGAAAAUUGUUAAGACGAUACUACAACAUCACCUACUGGCCUAUUUGGUACAUUGAACUGGCACUAGCCUCCCUUUUUAGCCUUAACGCUCUUUUCGAUUUCUGGAAAUACUUCAAGUACACCAUGGCGCCGUCCACCAUCGCCGUAACUCCGCAGCAGCAUCGACUCCUCGGCUUUAAAAAUACAAGGAUUCAGCCGUGUCCUCCGCGGAUGCCGGAAAAAAGAGAAAGCCCCGUUCCGGCGGAGUCGUCGCCCAUGCAGGGCCAGACAGUUUUGAGUUUCAGCCCUUCUCGUUCCCUGAACGCCAGCUCAAAGUUCUCCCCGAGCUGCGUGACGGGCUACAGCCCGUCUCUGAGUAAUACCACCACUCCGAGUAGUGCACCUUACUCUCCCUCGCUUGCGUUUGACAAGAUGUUGAGCUACAAUCAUUCCCCAGGCUCCUCGCCAUACCUAAGCAGCACCGAAAACUCCAUGUUGAGGUCUCGUUACCGCACGUCGCCCUCUUUGUUUAACUCCCCCGGAAGCGAGGAGGAUUACAUCGAGGAUUUGAAAAGCCUGGAGCGAUUCCUGCACACGGAGGAAGAGAAGAGUCACCGAAAUCAUCUCGGGAGUCCCGAAUGCAUCUCCCCAAAUCACAGCCCGACAUUUUGGAACUACAACCGCUCGGUGGGCGACUACGCUCAGAGUCUGAGGAAGUUCCUUUACCAGCCUGCCUGUCGCUCUCAGGCGCCGUCAGCCCACAAAGACGAAGCAGACCCGGGCUCCAAACAGGCCGCGGAGGAAGUAUGGGGUAGGAUCACAACUAGUCGACCUGUUGCGGACCGCAUCGACGGUUGGACGGCGAAGCUUCGUAAUUGGAUCAGUGACACCAUUAUGGUCCCCCUGGUCAAGGAAAUGGACUCGGUCAACACCCAGCUCAGAAGAAUGGGCUGCCCUGAGCUCCAAAUAGGAGAGGCCAGCAUUAGCAGCCUCAAGCAAGCCGCCGUGAUGAAAGCAUCAUCCAUCCCAACUAUGAACGCCAUGGUCCAGUACUUGGAUAUCACUCCUAAUCAGGAAUAUCUGGUGGAUCGCAUAAAAGAACUAGCACACAGCGGCUGCAUGAGCUCGUUUCGCUGGAACCGCGGUGGCGAUCUAAAGACCCGAAAGUGGGACACGGAUCUUCCCACAGAUUGUGCCGUCCUCAUGCACAUUUUCUGCACAUACUUGGACUCCAGACUGCCACCGCACCCAAAGUAUCCUGACGGGAAGACGUUUACCUCGCAACACUUUAGCCACAUCCCUGAUAAACCUGAUGUCAGCAAGGAGAACCUCUUCUGCAUCCACCAGAGUAGCACCACGCCACCUCACUACCAACUCAUAUAUCAAGGGCACAUCUUCAGUCUACCCAAGGGUAGGAACAACUUAUUCCACACGAUCCUCAUGUUUCUCUACGUCAUUAAAAUCAAGGAAUCAGGAAUGCUGGGACGAGUAAACCUCGGACUCUCCGGUGUCAACAUCUUGUGGAUUUUUGACGACUAG
Molecule: messenger RNA, 1665 nt
Organism: Nerophis lumbriciformis (worm pipefish)
Lineage: Eukaryota; Metazoa; Chordata; Actinopteri; Syngnathiformes; Syngnathidae
Source: RefSeq, a predicted model, not a curated record